CGUCGCCCUUCGGCAGUCGUCGGCGGACCGGCCGGGUGAGCGAGCGUGUCCGCGUCAGUCACGUCGCUGCUAUCACUUAAAUGUCAAAUUCAAUGAUUCCGACAGUCAGUUUGACAUGUGCACCGCGAAAUUGUAAACAUUAAUAAUGUAGUGCGUUUAAAGUGAUUGUUCAAUUGGAUCGGCUUAUAUUAAGCGUGUUUUAAUCAGGAUUCCCGUAUAAACAGACUCGCUUUUGCCAAUCCGCACCUAAAGUGCCGCGAACCUGCGAACGUUUGCAGCUCCUGUGGACUAUGGCAGGAGGUUCUGAUGCUGCGGUGUGGUGGAGGGAGUAUAUAAAAUAGGAUGUCAAAGUGAUUUACUAUGGACCGCGUGAGUGGUGUGUGUCGUUUCGGCGGAGUGGUGUCGGCGGUGCGGACUAGGAGCGGACGCAGCCGGCGGCGGCUGGCGGGGCCGGCCCCGGCGCCCAGCUCGCCCGAGACCCCGCGCCGCGGGCUCGGCGCUGUGCUAGUGCUCACCUGCAUCCUCGUCUACCACAACUGCCUCUACUGCGGCUUUGUGUUCGAUGAUAUCAAUGCUAUUAAAGAAAAUAGAGACUUGAGGCCUCAGACACCAAUUUCUAAUAUAUUCCUGAAUGACUUCUGGGGGACACCCAUACAUAAGGAGCAGUCGCAUAAAUCGUACCGUCCUCUGACGGUGCUCACGUUCCGAUGGAACUACGCAGUGCACGGCCUGCAUCCGGCGGGGUACCACCUCGUCAACCUGCUGCUCCAUGCCCUUGUCUCACUCUUGUACUACAAAGUGUGCGCGAUGUUCCUGCCGGAGUUCGCAAGUUUCGUGGCCGCCAUGCUGUUUGCCGUGCACCCGAUACACACCGAGGCGGUGACGGGCGUGGUGGGUCGAGCUGAGAUGUUAUCAUCCGUGUUCUUCCUCGGAGCUCUGCUGUGCUACGCUCGGGCAGCAAGCAAGAGAAGAUGUACAGACUGGCGCUACGUCGCCGCGUGCGCAGUGUGUGUGGGCGUGGCCAUGCUGUGCAAGGAGCAGGGCAUCACCGCCACAGGCGUCUGUGUCGUCUACGAGCUUUUCGUGGCGCAAAAGCGCCGUGGGACCGGCGGGGGCAGCCGCUGGUCGUGGAUGGAGGCGUGGGGCAAAGGCUCAGGCUGGGGGUACGCGUGCGGCGAGGCCGCACGACGCGUCGUCACCAUUUGCUGCGCCAGCCUCGCCCUGCUGGCAGCCAGGCUGCACGUGAUGGGCGCGCAGCUGCCUGUGUUCACGAGAUUUGAUAAUCCAGCGGGGGCCACUACAUCACCUGCCAGGCACUUGACUUUCGCUUACCUACCAGCACUGAACGCGUGGCUCCUGGCGCUGCCCGAAGCGUUAUGCUGUGACUGGACCAUGGGCACGGUGGAGUUACUCCGAACUUGGCAAGACCCCAGGAAUCUAGCCACCGUGACGCUAUUCAUCUGUUUACUGGUCGCUGGUAUACACGCGUUGAGGACGCGGUGUACUGCUUUGACCAUGGGCCUAGCGCUUCUCGUACUCCCCUUCUUGCCCGCGUCCAAUCUCUUCUUCCCCGUGGGAUUCGUGGUGGCCGAGCGGAUUCUGUACAUGCCUUCAAUGGGCUGGUGCCUCCUCGUGGCCCACGGCUGGCGACUGGCCGCCAAGAAAUACGCCAAGACGGCGGUGGCCUCCCUCUUGUUUAUACUCCUGGCUUUUAGUAUCAAGACUUAUAUGAGGAACUGGGAUUGGAAGACUGAAUAUUCUAUUUUCGCUUCAGGGUUAAGGGUGAACCGCAACAACGCCAAGCUGUAUAACAACGUUGGCCACGCUUUAGAAGCGGACGGGAAGUACGCGGAAGCCCUGGAGUUCUUCAACACCGCCGUCAGCGUGCAGCCGGACGACGUCGGCGCACACAUCAACGUCGGCCGCACGUACAACCAUCUCGGCAAAUACCAAGAAGCCGAGGAGGCUUAUGUCAAAGCCAAGUCCUUACUCCCUAAAGCGAAACCUGGCGAGUCCUACCAGGCCAGAAUAGCCCCCAAUCAUCUAAGCGUCUUCUUAAACCUAGCCAGCUUAAUAUCCAAGAAUGCCACUAGACUGGAAGAGGCGGAUAUGCUGUACAGACAGGCGAUUAGUAUGAGGGCGGACUACACUAGAGCGUAUAUUAAUAGGGGAGACAUUUUAAUUAAAUUAAAUAGGACGAAAGAGGCGCAGGAGGUGUAUGAAAAAGCGCUUCUGUAUGACAGCGGCAACCCGGAUAUUUAUUACAAUCUGGGCGUGGUGCUGCUAGAGCAAGGCAAGGCGUCACAAGCGCUAGCGUACCUAGACAAGGCGCUAGAGCUGGAGCCUGAGCACGAGCAGGCGCUGCUCAACUCCGCCAUCCUGCUGCAGGAGCUCGGCGCCGCCGACCUGCGCCACGUGGCGCGGCAGCGGCUGCUCAAGCUGCUCGACAAGGACGGUACAAACGAGCGCGUGCACUUCAACCUGGGCAUGGUGUGCAUGGACGACGGCGACGCGGAGUGCGCGGAGCGGUGGUUCCGCGCCGCCGUGCACCUCAAGCCCGACUUCCGCUCCGCGCUCUUCAACCUCGCGCUACUACUGGCAGACCGCCGCAGACCGCUUGAGGCUGCGCCCUUCUUGAAACAACUAGUCAGGCAUCACCCAGACCACGUGAAAGCGUUGGUGUUGUUGGGAGACAUCUAUAUUAACUCCGUUAAGGAUCUGGAUGCGGCUGAAAGCUGCUACCGGCGCAUCCUGGAGCUGGAGCCGGACAACGUGCAGGCGCUGCACAACCUGUGCGUGGUGGCCGUGGAGCGCGGCGCGCUGGCCGCCGCCGAGGAGUGCCUCGCCCGCGCGGCCGCGCUCGCCCCGCACGAGCACUACAUCCGCCACCACCUGCAGGUGGUGCGCGCGCGCCGCGCACAGGCCGCGCAGCGCGCGCCCGCCACCGCGCCCGCGCACGCGCACGCGCACGGCGACGAGGUGCGCGCGCGCUGGAACUACAUCCCGCAGCAGCCGCCCGACCCGCACGAGGCCGACCCCGCGUAGAGCCCGCGCCGGGCUCCGUUGACGAUCAGGGUAUUCAACUGUCGCUCCGCUCUCUCCGAUCUGAAUGUGAAAGCUAAUGACGAGCCUCCGUCUCUCCCGAAUACUUGCGAAUGUUUUCGGUACCGCCGCGAAGGGACGAGUCGAAUAGAAAACCGCUCGUGAGUACGGGGCGACAUAAAAUAGUAGAAAAUAUAUAAAUGCUCCACUUUUUUCGUAACUCUCCAUAAACUCUGACGUAAACGCAUCCAUUUUAUUUCAUUUCUACUACGAGUAUUUCAUUCAAAACACUGUAUUUCGCGCAAUGAACAUGGCGACCACAAAUUGGAACAUUAUUUUACAAUUAUAAGUCUGAGAUCUCGGUUAAAAAAAUUACGUACAGCUUUACAUAUAAGAAUAGGAAUAAACUGUCGUCCCGUUUUAUCCCAUAUUAUAUUCAUUUGAAAGGGCCGGAGGGAAGUUGCCUCUUUUUAAUCUACUAUUUUUUGGCAAACUAGUUUUUUUCCGUUUUGCACGUUGAACAUAAAAACCCCUUUAAACAAGGUACUCAACUAAUGUAUUCUAAUUACAUAUUAUAAUCUCACCCAUUUUCGAGAACAUCAUCUUUAUGUGCAGACAAGCGGUGGUAAUUUGUCUCGUCUCCUCCGCGUUGUAUCGCUUCAAUAUUUCGAAUGCUUUACUUACCUACUUACUACACUUCACCGUUGUAUUCCAACUCAAAAUUUUUACAAUAAUUCGAUAAUUUUGGCUGUUUAAUUAGUGAUUUAUUGAUCUCAUAGAAUAUUAAUUUGCAUACGCCUUUAUAAUAUUAUUAAAGUACUUAAAGUUGGACAAGCUUCGUCAUUAGCCCCGUAUACGGUAUCUGUGCGUAGUUAUGAUUUAUAAUAACUGAUUAUAGGCAUAAUAGAUGGGAUUUGUAUCAUUCCAAUUAUAAUCUAUUUAACUUUGUCUAGUCAAGAUGCAAUCGCAUUUGGUGUUAAUUUUGGACUUAUUUUAUGCAUUUACUGAUAAGAGGUGAUUUAAAAUGAUUAAUUGUUGUAAAUGUUGAUCAACCUAAGCUUGGAAUAGACGUUGGGAGUAGCAUUUAGAUGAAUGUGCCCCGCAUUAAGCCACCCCGUUCUCAUAAGGCUAUACAAUAAACCUAGAUAUAAACAAGUUUCAAUCUCAAUUCUUGUGACAUGUUAAAUAUUAACUGCAUUAUAUAACGGCAAAAUGAUCAACGAUAGGACUUCUUAUUUACAGAUGGAAGUAGUGAAAGAGCGUUCAAUGUAAGUUAUAGAAAAGUACGCAAUUUAACUAUAUGAGAUGAAUUAGGAGGACAGAGAUAUUUUAUUUAAUAGACAUCGGUCUAAUUUUUGGGCUUUAUAAGCAUGUGGGUAGUUUAGCCAGAGCUUACUUUGCGGCAGCUACGAGUACGGAUUAAAGUCUCUAAGAGUCUAAUGUCUGGCCAAACAUAUUGAUCACAAUAUUCACAAGGGUCGGAUAUCUAACGUUUAGUAUGGCGGUGUAAGUAAGGAAAAGAGUUAGGCAUGGCAAGGAAAGUCCUAGAUAAGGUUAAUUAUUUUCGUAAACUCAAAUGUUACUGUGUAAAGAGUAAAUGAAGUGAUCGACCGUUGUUAGAUUUAGAUGUGAAAAAUGUAAUGUUGUUAAUGUUUUAAGGUAAAAGUAACUUUUGUAAAAACUGAAUUUUUUACAAUGUCUUGAAACAUUUCUGGUGGGAACUCUGUGGGGUGUCAAUGAUUUGUAUGGACCCCAAAUAUUAUAAACUAUUUGUCGUCAAAACGUUUAUUUUUAUAAAAUAAAAUGAUGUUUCGAGCGAG
Leguminivora glycinivorella is the source of this 4862-nucleotide messenger RNA. It is a transcript of the gene Tmtc3, whose product is annotated as protein O-mannosyl-transferase Tmtc3. Gene Ontology annotation, biological process: protein O-linked glycosylation via mannose. The record is from RefSeq and is a predicted model, not a curated record. The transcript has 12 exons. Gene Ontology annotation, molecular function: protein binding; mannosyltransferase activity. Lineage: Eukaryota; Metazoa; Arthropoda; Insecta; Lepidoptera; Tortricidae. Bases 361 to 3045 code for a protein of 894 amino acids. Gene Ontology annotation, cellular component: endoplasmic reticulum.